AUCAGUGGAUUCACGUGUCUUAGUUUUGCGAACUUGUUGCACGUAGGUUAUUUGGAUUCGCCUAUUCGUUCUUUUUAUUUCAUUGGCACAUUUUUGACGGAAAAUUGGAUGUGAGCUCUAACAAUAAUGCCUUUUAUAACUCUAAUAUUUUGUAGCAAAAGCCGCAAAAGUUAUUUACUAAGAAAAAUGACAACCUGCUUAAGCGUUUAAAUGAAAUAUGUUAGCAAAAUUCAGUAAAAAGUAAUGCUGAAGUAUUCCUCUAAAUUUUACAGCGAAUAUAAGUAAGAAAAUAAAGUUAUCGAGAAUUAAAUGGUAAACCACAUGCAGUUCUCCUCGCUGUUUUACAAAAUGCUAAUGCGGUAAAACAAGCUCUAUUUAUCAGACUGACUGCAAAAAAAUGAAAUACUCUGCACUAUUAUCUGAAAAUCAGUAAUUGAUAUACUUUAAGAGAUACAGACUUGAGUGAUAAACUUAGGACAUAACCUGUGUUUCUUGUUUCUCUGCUACCAGUUCAAAUAUGUGGAUAGCAAUUACCAUUUACGCAAUUCAGGUUUUAAAUGUGCUGAGCCGAAAAUACACCGGUCAGACUUAUUCCACAGAUCGCCAAAGUCCAACAUUCUUGCACGAGCCUCCAAGUCGCCAUGAAUUCCUAAACAAUUCCGGAGCUGUAAUUCCUUGCACGGCAUUUGGCAAUCCCAGUCCUGUAAUAAGAUGGCAAAACGAAGAUGGUACACCAGCCAUUGAUAUUCCAGGACUUCGCCACGUACGUCUGGACGGAUCUUUAGUCUUCCAACAUUUCCGAGCCGAUCAAUACAGGCAAGACGUCCAUGCAGCAACAUACAGAUGCACUGCUAGUAACGUUAUGGGAACCAUUGCCAGCAGGGAUGUACAUGUUGCAGCUG
This is a messenger RNA of Stegodyphus dumicola, 902 nucleotides long. RefSeq names its product cell adhesion molecule Dscam1-like. Gene Ontology annotation, biological process: cell-cell adhesion. The record is from RefSeq and is a predicted model, not a curated record. Gene Ontology annotation, molecular function: protein binding. NCBI's taxonomy places the organism in Eukaryota, Metazoa, Arthropoda, Arachnida, Araneae, Eresidae.